Molecule: messenger RNA, 1773 nt
Organism: Anopheles gambiae (African malaria mosquito)
Lineage: Eukaryota; Metazoa; Arthropoda; Insecta; Diptera; Culicidae
Exons: 4
Coding region: 520-1728 (402 amino acids)
Source: RefSeq, a predicted model, not a curated record
ACACAUCAACUCCAUUUCACAUCACUAUUAAGUUGCAUUUAACAAAUAAUUCGAUCAUGCAUCAUGAAUUCGAAUACGAUUCAGAAACAAAAGUUCAAACCAGCACGUGUGUUCGACUGAUUGUUUGCAUUGGGUCACAUGUCAGCUUCGUGUUUCGUACAGUAGGAUCACGCUUUUCUCUGCCGAUUACACGAAAAACAUGAGAUUAUUUAGAAACAGCUUCACAGAACAAUCGAACAUAAAACACGCCACUUCGAGGGCCAUGUAUCAGCUGAAUGCAAUAAAGGUUAUCUUGGGACAUAUUUUACCGUACACCUGAAUUGUACACCUUAUACGUUAUAUACUGUUUGGGGCCGUUUGGGGGAUGAUAAGAUACCCGCAAAACGUACACAAUAUCCGGUAUUGGAGAUAAAUAGAAACCCUGGCGAGCUUGAAGCGGAACUUUCCCUUUCGCGUUGCUUUAACUUUUCGUUUGCCGUUGAGGCGUACAGUCUGCUUAAGAUACUCGCCCGUGACAGGAUGCAUUUAGCCAACAAGGAUCCAACGACCUGGCUUACCGGUCAGCUUUUCCAGAAGGCACUGACCCAAUACACCACUGACCGCAGCUUGGAGGUGGAAGACGUUCAUCUGGCAGUGCAUGGUAACGCUGCCCAGCAGUACGCCAGCACGAUCUAUCGGGCGUGCGUGAGCUAUCGUAGCCGUGGCAAAACGGAAUCGAUCAAACUGAUCGUGAAACUGGUCGCUUCGAAAGUGAACAGCCUAGCGGACGAGCUAACGUUCGACACUGAGCUGAAGGUGUACCGGGACUAUCUGUCCAAGAUGGAAACAAUGCUUGGCGAUGAUGCUAAGGCGUGCAAGUUUGGUCCAAAGCUAAUCUACUCCGCCGACGAUCCAGUGCCGCAUCUGAUUUUGGAGGACUUGGCGAGCCAGCAGUUCGUGCACAGCUGCAAGCUGCUCGAUGUGGACGAUGCAAAGAUAGUGUUAAUUAAAUUGGCCCAAUUCCACGCGACAUCAUACAGUUUAACCAACACUAGUGCGGCCAACUCUCUGGACGCAUUAAACAACGGGUUGUUUAAACAGAAACCCUCGGAAGGUGUAAAGUUUAUGUUGGAAAACUUUACCCUCUUCGCGGAGGUGCUAUCGCAAUGGGAUGGAUACGAGAAGUAUGCGGAACGUUUGAAGAGCAUUCAACCAACGUUUAUGGAGCGUGGUGCAGCGAUAUACAGGGGCCGAGGGUUCGGAUUCCAUGUCCUCAACCACGGCGAUUUUCAUUAUAAUAAUAUGCUGUUCAAGCUGGACCAAGGUCGUCGAGUGGAAGAUACAGUAUUCUACGACUUCCAGCUCAGCUGUUGGACUACGCCGGCAGUGGAUCUUCUUUACUUUCUCUACUUCAUCUGCAACCGUAAGACGCGUGACUCCCAGCGACAUGCCCUGAUACAGCUAUAUCAUCAGGAGUUUACGCGCACCCUGGACACGGUCGGAUACAUGGGAAAAGCUCCAACACUGCUGGAUAUAAAUUGCGACCUGCAGCGCGCAGGAUUCCUGGAGGUUGUUCUGGCGAUCUGUUUUGUACCGUUUCUGUUUGCCGAUUACAAUCAAACCCUCAAUGUGUAUGGUAACGAGGAGGAGGCCCGUGCGUAUCGUCGCGCACUCUACAAUGGUUCUCAGUUUAAGGAAGUUAUUCUUCCCCUUCUACCCUACUUUCUAUACAAAGGAUACUUAAAUUAGCAAACGGAGAAAUCAUUGCAAUAAAGUGACACACGCACAUUACAA